This is a messenger RNA of Cryptosporidium muris RN66, 1581 nucleotides long. Its product is annotated as calcium-dependent protein kinase, putative. Gene Ontology annotation, biological process: peptidyl-serine phosphorylation; intracellular signal transduction; protein autophosphorylation. Gene Ontology annotation, molecular function: ATP binding; calcium/calmodulin-dependent protein kinase activity; calcium-dependent protein serine/threonine kinase activity. The record is from RefSeq and is a predicted model, not a curated record. Gene Ontology annotation, cellular component: cytoplasm; nucleus. Bases 1 to 1581 code for a protein of 526 amino acids. Lineage: Eukaryota; Apicomplexa; Conoidasida; Eucoccidiorida; Cryptosporidiidae. The transcript has a single exon.
AUGGGCCUUUGCCAAUCUAAAUUAGCUGUUGAUGUAGCUGUAAAGAGACGAGUGCAUACUAAUAAGACUAAUCAUAACCCUUUGCCUGUAAAUAAUACAUGUGUAGAUUUACAGGCAACCCCUGGAAUGUUUAUUACAUCUAAAAAGGGUCAUCUUUCAGAAAUGUAUCAAAGAGUCAAGAAGCUAGGAUCUGGUGCAUAUGGAGAAGUUCUGUUAUGUACAGAUAAGACAACAGGAGCUGAACGUGCAAUUAAAAUUAUUAGAAAAAGUUCGGUUAAUGUACCUGUCAACUCGACACUCUUAGAAGAAGUUGCGGUAGUGAAACUAUUGGACCACCCAAACAUUAUGACUCUAUAUGAUUUCUUUGAAGAUAGAAGAAACUACUAUUUAGUUAUGGAAUGUUAUAAAGGUGGGGAGCUAUUUGAUGAAAUUAUACAUCGUUUAAAGUUCAAUGAAGUUGAUGCAGCAGUUAUAAUAAGACAAGUUUUAAGUGGUGUGACAUAUUUACACAAUCAUAAAAUAGUGCACCGUGAUUUGAAACCUGAAAAUUUAUUAUUAGAGUCUAAAGAAAAAGAUGCACUGAUCAAAAUCGUUGAUUUUGGUCUUUCAGUGGUAUUUGAUCAUCAGAAGAAAAUGAAGGAUAGAUUAGGGACUGCCUAUUAUAUCGCGCCUGAAGUUCUGCGUAAGAAAUACGAUGAAAAGUGUGAUGUUUGGUCAAUUGGAGUAAUAUUAUUUAUCUUACUGUCGGGAUAUCCACCAUUUGGUGGGCAAACUGAUCAAGAGAUACUACGGAAGGUGGAACGCGGAAAAUAUUCAUUUGAUUCACCUGAGUGGAAAAACGUUUCAGAAGGAGCUAAAGAUCUAGUCAGACAGAUGUUACAAUAUGACCCACAGAAACGUAUAACUGCUCAACAAGCAUUAGAACAUCCCUGGAUCAAAGAAAUGUGCAGCCGUAAAGACUCAGGAAUUGAAUUACCAAGUUUAGCCAAUGCAAUUGAAAAUAUGAGGAAGUUUCAAAAUGCACAGAAACUUGCACAAGCCGCAUUACUAUUCAUGGCUACAAAGUUAACUACCCAGGAUGAGACUAAACAGUUGACGGAAAUAUUUAGACAUAUAGAUAAGAAUGGAGAUGGCCAGUUAGAUAGAGAGGAGUUAAUAGAUGGUUAUGCGCAACUACUUGUAUCUGAAAUGGCUAUUUUUGACCGCCAGCAAAUAGAGAAUGAGGUCGACAAUAUACUUGAAGCAGCAGACUUUGACAAAAACGGAUAUAUUGAGUUUUCAGAAUUUGUAACAGUUGCAAUGGAUAGACGCUGUUUACUUAGUCGUGAAAGACUUGAGAUAGCAUUCCAAAUAUUUGACCAAGAUGGAAGUGGGAAGAUAAGCAUUAAUGAAUUAGCAGCUAUUUUUGGCCUCCAGCAAAUUGAAGAUUCUGUAUGGAAAGGUAUAUUGGUUGAAGUAGAUAAAAAUAAUGAUGGAGAAGUAGACUUUGAAGAAUUUUGCCAAAUGAUUCAGAAACUAUGUCUUAAUAAAGACCAAGUAGGCAAAGCAUCUGAACUUGUAUUACUACAAAAUAGUAACUAA